Hermetia illucens (black soldier fly) is the source of this 1065-nucleotide messenger RNA. It is a transcript of the gene sicily, whose product is annotated as NADH dehydrogenase (ubiquinone) complex I, assembly factor 6 homolog. Bases 58 to 1005 code for a protein of 315 amino acids. The record is from RefSeq and is a predicted model, not a curated record. Lineage: Eukaryota; Metazoa; Arthropoda; Insecta; Diptera; Stratiomyidae. The transcript has 5 exons. Gene Ontology annotation, biological process: mitochondrial respiratory chain complex I assembly; biosynthetic process. Gene Ontology annotation, cellular component: mitochondrion.
UCAGCUGAUAAGGCCGAGUUUCGAGUUUGUGGCCGGGGUAUUUUCAGUUCGCUCAGCAUGAUGCGAAUGAGAAAGAUAUUGGGAAAGUGUGGUGAUGCAGCUCAUUUCCAUUUAUCCAGUCACGUUAGUGGGGCAGCGAAAAGUCCACAGAAAGGAUUAUUGGGUCCGCAGUAUUGUGUCAACGUAGUACAGCAAUACGACUAUGAGAACUUCCUAUGCACUUUGCUGCUCAGCGGCGAACAACGCCGAUAUGCUUUCGCAAUACGGGCUUUGAACGUGGAGGUUGCGAGGAUUGCUUCUAUGGUUACAGAAGAUAUUGCCGGAAGGAUGAGGCUGCAGUUUUGGAAAGAUUCAAUCGAUGACUGCUACAACCCGCAGAAGGCGUAUGUUCUAGACCAUCCAGUACUCAAAGAAGUCAAAAAUGUGAUAGACAAACGCAAACUCAACAAAGUCUACCUGAAACGUUUGGUAGCAUCGCGGGAUCGGCCACCGAAUCAGUCGUUCUUAACAAUGAAGGAAAUGGAAGACUAUGCGGAGCAGUCCACUUCAUCCGUUUAUUACAUUCUCCUCGAAAUUUUCGGCAAGAAGGACAUGAAUCUGGAUCACGCCAUUUCACAUUUAGGGAAAGCGCAGGGGAUUGCGAAUUUAUUGCGAGCUAUACCACGUCAGAGUCGAAAUGCACCCGUGAAUAUUCCACAGGAGGUGCUGAUAAAACAUGGUGUCAGCCAGGAAAGGAUAAUUCGAGAUCAGCCUCACGAUAAAGGAGUCGAAGAAUCUGUAUUUGAAGUGGCUACGGUGGCUCAUCAACAUUUGGCCAAAGCAAGAAACUUAUCAAAACACGUGUCCAGAGACGUGUUGCCAGUAUUUCUGCCAGCGGUGGCAGUUGAUCGUUAUUUAGACCGCCUGAGACAAGCUCAGUUCCGGCUUUCAGACAAAAGCUUACAGCAACGUGAUAACUUCUUGCCGAUAGCUUAUUAUUGGCAUAAAUUUCGAGGAAAAUAUUAGUUGAAUUUUAGGAUUACGUUGAAUUUUAAGGAACUGCCUAGUAAUAAAUAGCGAAAAAAA